Scophthalmus maximus (turbot) is the source of this 3074-nucleotide messenger RNA. Its product is annotated as dendritic cell-specific transmembrane protein. The record is from RefSeq and is a predicted model, not a curated record. The transcript has 4 exons. NCBI's taxonomy places the organism in Eukaryota, Metazoa, Chordata, Actinopteri, Pleuronectiformes, Scophthalmidae. Gene Ontology annotation, cellular component: membrane. Bases 41 to 1489 code for a protein of 482 amino acids.
CUGAUGUGUACAGCAGGGUCCAGUGUUUGGUUUCCUUUAAAUGUCCAGGAUGCUUCGCUCGUGUGCCGCAAUGAAACAGAGUCUUGCCAACGUGGGUUGUCUGGCUGUGGACGUUUUCACCACGGGCCAAAGGGACGGCGCUCGGAGAACGCUCAUCCUCCUCCUGACCUGCAGCGUCUCCAGCCUGCUGCUCAGCGGCCUGCUCCUCCUGUACCUCCUCUACACCCUGGACUACGAGACGACGGUGGCCGGAGGGAUCACCGGCGGCUUCGGGACGCUGCUCACCGUUGCGCUCUUCUCCUCCAAGAGAGUGAGAUGCUUGGGGACUCUCUUUGUGAUCUCCAUUUUCAUGAAGAAGAGUCGGAACUUGCUGCUCACGGCGGGGACCAGUCUGGUGGUCCUCAGGAACAUCCGCAACACCUUGGACAACCUCGCGGGCCUCCUCAGGAGCAUGAUCUGCAACCUCAAGGCAAAGAAGUCGGCCAUCGCCGCGCCGUUCAGCAACUAUGUCAAGAUGUUGAAGUGGAUCGGACACAUGCUCAAAGGCAUUACGGACCUGGGGGUGGUGAAAUUUGACUCCCAGCUCAAGGUGUCGCCCAGAUUGGAAUCAGAAAAAUUCAGGGAGAAACUGGUGGAGGCGGAGCUGAGGCUGAACGAGACGGUGAAAUAUGCACAGUCCCUCGUGAGGACGGUCUCCUCCGUGACGGACAGGAUGUUCCCUGCCGUCAGCUUCCUCGUGCUCAUGCUGUUCAUCGCCUUGCACAUAAAGAGAUACUGCGGCGACCUGAGAUAUGAAAACAGGUUCAUCAGCGGCCGAUUCGUCCGCUUUGACGAGAGGCAGAAGGCGGAGGCGAAGCCCCACGUCCUGCCCCUCACGCCGGAGGAGAGGAAGCUGUACACCGCCAUCCCCUCGGCCCGUCCCACCUCCAGGGAGAGCAGAGCCGUAAUGAAGUUCGGCGUUUCCGUCGUCGUCCAUUUUGUGGCUUGGGUCAUAUUCAUAACUGUGGACGCCUUGUUGUACUGCUGUGUGGAUAUUGUGACAACGAAGUUGUACGAGCUGGAGCCAUUCCACGUCCCCCUGUUGAUGAGCAUCAAAGGGAUCGCAACUUUAAUUGGAAUUCCAUUCAGUGAGGAGAAUCACCGAAAAGAUUUCUCCUACUCUGUGACCUUGUUCGAAAUGGAGUGUCUUCCCAAACCCAAGCUGCUGCUCCACAACUCCAUAGUGCCGCUGGCUGUCAUCCUGCUCGUCCUGCUCGCCAUGACCUUGGCGGCCGCCAAAAUGUCCCAGCUCAGGCUCCUGGUCUGCGAGCGAUUCUUCUCCGACGCCGCGGAGGCGAGAGUGGAGCACCUGCACGCCAGAAUCCUGCGCAAGAGAUCGAAAGGGAGGCGGGAGGGAAACGGCUGCAGCAUCACAUCGCUCAUCGUCAAGCCACAGUUCUGGUGUCCGCUGCUCUUUCGACCCAGGGAGGAUCCACCGAGCAUCGUGUGAGGAGGACAUAGACGUUGAACUGCCACGAUGUUAGUGAUGCCUCCGGCCCAGCGCCACCACGACUUUGACAUUUUUUGGUGUUUUAGUGAAAUGUCUCAACAGCUAAAUGGUUUGAUUGCCAUGAAAUAUUCAUCGUGUCCAGAAAUGAAUCCUGGUGAUCGCCUGGAAUAGGUCAAGGUUCUCACUCAUCCACUGUGUUGCGUUGAGUUGUUUGAGUUGUAUUUCUAAUUGCCAUUUUGAUGGAAUUAACAUUACACCAUGAGGUAUGGAAUACAAUAUUCACUAUUAUAGUCACAUUGUAAUUCAAUCUGAGCUAUUUCAUUUCAUAUUACAUAAUGUGCGGAUCUGUCGGUUGACAAUAGUGGUCACCAUGGAGAACGGUUUACAGGAGGGGAACACUUUCACAUUGUUAAUAGCCAGCCAAUUACGGACGGCAGCUCAUCGUAGAGCACUCGGCAACUAGACAUGUGAGUUGACUUGACAGACGAUACAUAAAUCAUGAUCAUCUCAUAACAUAUCCGUAAUCCCCAGGAUAAGGGCAUACACAGUGUACAGCAUAUCUUUACAAUUAAUAUAGCAAGAAACAAAAAUAACCAGAUAUUAAAUCAAUCGUAAAUGUGUACCAAGGUUCUCUCCCUGGGUUCUCUCCGGCUUCCUCUCGCAGUCCAAAGACAUGCAGAUUGGUGAAGGGUUAACUGGAGAGUCUUAAUGUGAGAGUGAAUGGUUGUUUGUCUCUGUGUGUUGGCCCCCGUGAUGAGCUGCCCCCCCGCCUCUUGCUCUAAUGUCAGCUGGGAUUGGCUCAAGCCCACCUGCCGCGACCCUUCCAUGGGAGAAAGGCUCAAGCGGUAUACGUAGAUGGAUGGAUGGUAAAUGUGCUCUGCUUUCAAGAGUUGAAAUAGACAAUCAAACAUUCAGUGAUUAUUUACUGUAUUUAUAACAGACAGAGCACCAAACAUAGGGAGCCAAGCUAAUUUACCCUCCCCUCAGUGUGUAACAGCAAUAUUUGAUCACAUAACCAAAGAUAGAUAAAGUCCUGUGUUUAUCUUCUUCCAUGGUGGAUUAUGAUUUUUUUUUUAAAAGUUCUUUAAUGAUGACUUAUUACAUGUACAACUGCAGACUUGGUGAUUUAUUAAAAGGCAUUAGGAAUAUUUGUACACGUUAUGAGUGUCCCUGCAUUGUUACUGGUGUUAUUUUGUUUUAUGGGCCCAGUUUUACACAAAAAAUCCAUUAGGGCACAAUUCACCCUUCUCAUCAGACAAACUCAGUCUCUGUUGAUUGAGUCCAAUCGUGCCGGUCGGGUCCCACACCAUCGCGUCCACUGCCAGAGAGCAGAGGAGGCGGUGCGGCAGCUCGAGGAUGAGCGGGCCUCCUGUGACUCACACGCCGCCACUGACCCGUGUGGCAACCUGAUAAGCUCACAUUAUGUCUCCACUGGCCCUGUGGCAUAAUACCACGCCAGCAUGCCAGCCCAAUAGGAGGCUGCCGCCACAUGAUGCUCAGUGACAGCCACAGACCUCCUUUUUCUCGUUCUUUUUUUUUUUUUGUUACCAGGAAAGCAAUGAGCGCGGGGCAUACAUGGACAAAG